Messenger RNA from Aspergillus candidus, 2265 nucleotides. RefSeq names its product putative dynein intermediate chain. The transcript is spliced from 3 exons. Gene Ontology annotation, molecular function: dynein light chain binding; dynein heavy chain binding. Gene Ontology annotation, biological process: transport along microtubule. The record is from RefSeq and is a predicted model, not a curated record. Gene Ontology annotation, cellular component: cytoplasmic dynein complex. Lineage: Eukaryota; Fungi; Ascomycota; Eurotiomycetes; Eurotiales; Aspergillaceae. The coding region runs from base 35 to 2107 and encodes 690 amino acids.
AGAACGUCUGCAUGGGAGAAUCUCCCCACUCAUCAUGUCAUCCUCCAUGCAACAACGAAAGGCUGAGAUUCUGGCCAAACGCGCCAAACUUGCGGAACUGAAACGUCAGAGGGAGUUGCGCCAACAUGAGUUCUCCCAGGGUAAAGUCAGUAGCGGCGACGGCUCAGAGAUUGUCUCGCCUGUUCCCAGUCGCUCCGAUAGUAGAGCCGAGCUCGAUGACUUGAUCUCCCGUCUGGUGGACCGCCCCGGGUCGGCCUCCAUGAGCCACGGGGCAGAUGGCAUCUCACGGAAAGGGAGCCGACCCAAUUCCGUACUCAGUGCCAGCCAAAUCAGUGGAAACGAUCCCGAAAUCCUCAGCGCGCCAUCGCGACCCAUCUCCCAGUCCAUUGCUGUUCAGACCGUCGGCGCGGAGACGUACCCGGCACCGACUCCUGGAGCCCCACCGCCGGCGGAACCUCCAGUCGAAGUUGUCACAUACAGUAAAGGGGUUCAAACGGAUGACCUGAAGCAAGGGCUCGACUCGUCUGUCGACUCGGAUGGGGAGGACUCGCAGGACCCGUCGGGCGCCGGCAGACCCCUGAGCAAGAAGGAGCGGGAGCGGGAGGAAGAGAUCCGCAAGAAGCUCCGCAGAGAGAUCGAGGAGGAAGUACAGGCGAGCCAACGGCAGGCGGAGAAUGAAGCCGGGGAGGAGGCGGCCAGGUUGCGUUAUCCCCUGCGGGCAUUGGACGACGAUGAGAUGAAGGCCGUCACUUCGUCGGACGAUUUUCUGGACUUCGUGGAGCGGUCGGCCAAGGUUAUUGAGCGUGCGCUGGACGAGGAGUAUGAUGUGCUUGCAGACUACGAAAUGGGGGGUGUGGAUGGAGAUUUGGAGGAAGACGAGGGCCUGGGCAAGAAGAGACGAAGCAUCAGGGAGGUGUGCCAGUUUUACGACGAGAAGGCAUCCAAGAAACGGAUGAUCAGCGAUCUUAGCUUCUCCCCCAAGUUCCCCGAGCUGGUUUUGGCGUCGUACACCAAGAAUCCCUCGGCCCCCCACGAGCCCGAUGGCCUGGUCCAGGUCUGGAACCAACACCUGCACUCGCGCCCCGAAUACACCUUUCACUCCACAUCGGACAUCCUGGCAGCCCGGUUCUCCCCGUUCCAUCCCAACCUCAUUGUCGGCGGCUCCUACUCGGGCCAGGUCCUCCUAUGGGACACCCGCUCGUCGCGCGCCGGAGGCGGUGCCCCCGUACAGAAGACCCCCCUGACCGGCUCGGGGCACACCCACCCGGUGUACAGUAUCUCCAUCAUCGGCACCCAAAAUGCGCACAACAUCCUGACGGCAUCGACCGACGGCGUGGUUUGCGGCUGGACUGUGGACAUGCUGUCCCAGCCCCAAGAGUACCUCGAACUGUCGACCCCUCCCCCGUCCAAAACCGAAGACCUCGCCCCCACAACCAUGUCCUUCCCGCAGUCCGACCCCACCUUCUUCGUCGUCGGCACCGAAGAAGGCGGCAUCUACCCCUGCCACCGAUACGACCGCGCGGGCGCCAAAGCCGGCACCGACCACCGCCUCGCCUACCGCGGCCACGCCGCGCCCAUCAUGUCCACGGCCUUCCACCCCGCCCGCGGGCCCGUCGACCUCGGCGACCUAAUGCUGAGCUCCAGCCUCGACUGGACAGUGAAGCUAUGGCGCGUUCGCCCGCCCGCCACAACAGCACCAACCUCGGCCGCCGACCCCGCCGCCCAAACCGUCUCCCCAAUCCUCGAUAUCAACCGCGAAGACGUAGUCUACGACGCGCGCUGGUCGCCCCACCGACCGGGAGUCUUCUCGCUCGUCGACGGUGCCGGCAACCUCGAGGUGUGGGACCUCUACACAGACACCGAAGUCCCCGCCGUAAAGGCCACGCCGUCCCAAGGCCGCGGCGGCAUCCUCACCCGCAGCCUCAACAAGGUCGCCUGGGAGGAGCGCGAAGGCCGCCGCAUCGCCACCGGCGGAUUGGACGGGGUGGUCACUGUAUUCGAAGUCGGCAAGGGUCUCAGCGGGACGCCCGAGGAUGUGCCGUCUGAGGAGUGGACAGGGAUGAAGCGGCUUGUGGGCAAACUGGAGCAGAAAGACGGAAUGAACUGACUGAUCUGAUCUAAUGUGAAAUAUGGUUCAGGAGCCUUUGCAACAUGUACAUCACGUCCUUUUCUAUUCUCCCUCCCUCCCUUGUACCGGCUUUAUGCGGUUAUGCGGUGCCUACUUAGCUUACUUAUACCCCGGGUGCCCCAAUCGAUCAAUCGAUG